CUGCUGCCUGGUUCUGCAAUGUGCUUGUCUAGUAUAGAAGAAGUCACAGACAUACAGCGGAUCCUAGUUUGUUGGCAUCUUUCAGUGUAGUCUUAGGGAAUACUCAGCUAUACUAACCCUCGGCCUAUACUACCUUUAAUGAAUAUUUUUAAAAACUUUACUCAUUGUCGAUAAAGAUCGUUCAGUACCAUGGACAGCCCUGCUUCAAUGUACUGAAGAAAACAAUAACAAAGAAGACAAUAAGCUCUGCAACUAUAAAGUAAACGAAAAGGCUGUCAAGCGGAGGAAAGAGAUGACUGAGGAAACUGGUAUUAUUUCAUCACUGACAACGGUUUGAAAUAACAGACUUAGUGGAAAGCUGAAUCAGCAACAAACUGGACUCUAAUUACAAAACUCACGUGGUAAAGCUUGACUUUUCACUAUCGGCAAGUACUAUGGAAUGAAAUGAAGCCCAGAAUGGAUGGCUAGAUGGGCAAGUUGAAAAAGGAGCUGCAUUAUGUUCAGAAAGUUACACUCAAUAUUUCGCCCCAACUCUCGCAGGAGGAGUCUGUCUGAUGGGAUCCCUACUUAUGAUGGCUCUGCUGUCCGGUUGAUUCGUAGCACCUCUAUGUACGUUCUCGGAGGUGAGGAUAAUUCAUUCAGUGAGCCCCUUAAAAAAAGCAAAAGUACUACCAGCAUAGACUCAGUUGCUUGCCUUCAACAGAAGGAAGAAGAAAGGGCGUGGAUGUAUUCCAAGACCCAAGACUGUCUGCAGUACUUGCAAGAUCUGUUAGCCUUGAGGAAAAAAUACUUUGAAAGCAUCAAAGACUUGAAGACCAGUGACCACACAUCAGAAAUUUCCACUACGUCUACAAAAUCUUCCAAGACAAAAAAAAAGCCACCAGCCCCACCUCCUCCUGUGCAAUCUUUCAAGGUCUCGGCAGAGAGAAAAGUCUCACCACUCAAUUCAGAUGUAACCGAGGCAAUCGCUUAUUUUGACUCAAUUAUUGCAGAGCUGGAUGCUGAAAGGCAUCGGAAAAUUAUUGUGAGGGAUCAUCCACAUGUGGAUGUAGAUUUUGAUGUUAUUACGAGCUCAAAAGAACACAGCUUACAUUCCAAUUGGAUUCUUCGUGCCCCUCGGAGACAUUCCCAAGAUGCUGUCCAAGGAGCAAAGACAGCAAGCCAAUCAGAAAGAAGCAGCCAAGGAAGAACAGUCACCUCCAGAAAGAAAUUGCAACGAUAUCCAAUCUAUCUACCUAAAGCUGUGGAAGGAGCAUUCAAUACUUUGAAAUUUAAACCAAAAAUGUGCCUAAAAGAACAGCUCUAGUAUGCAAAUAUUUAAGGGUCUUCUGUACAACCAGGGUCUUUUUGUGCAAUACAUCUGCAGUAGUUAUUGGUUUGAAUUGAUAAGUACAGCUUACAGUUUUGCGCUUGAAAUUUCACUUCAGUAUGGGGAUAUGAUAACAUUUUCCAAGCACAAUGUUUUGUAGGUUGUGAAACCUGACACUUCUCCCAAUUGAAUGUUUAUUUAAAUAAAAAAUGUGGCAGCACAAGUA
Molecule: messenger RNA, 1535 nt
Organism: Hemicordylus capensis (graceful crag lizard)
Lineage: Eukaryota; Metazoa; Chordata; Lepidosauria; Squamata; Cordylidae
Gene: C1H13orf42
Product: chromosome 1 C13orf42 homolog
Exons: 3
Coding region: 497-1306 (269 amino acids)
Source: RefSeq, a predicted model, not a curated record